This is a messenger RNA of Acanthosepion pharaonis, 774 nucleotides long. Lineage: Eukaryota; Metazoa; Mollusca; Cephalopoda; Sepiida; Sepiidae. The record is from the annotation of a GenBank genome assembly.
AUGCCCGUCUCAGCCUCAGGUGGAGGACCAGUAACAAAUACAGAAAAUGCCAUUGACUACCAGGUGGAUUAUAAGCGCAAAUACAAAAACCUGAAAAGUAAAUUGAAGUUCCUUGUUUAUGAGCAAGAAUGUUUCUUAGAAGAGCUUCGAAAAGCCCAAAGAAAAUUGCUAAAGGUUUCCAGAGAUAAAAGUUUCCUCCUUGAUCGAUUACUGCCGUACGAAAAAAUAAAUGACUCUUCUGGAGAUUCAGAUGCAACUGCUUCAAGUGAAAGUGACAUUGAAUCAAAUCAAGAAGGCAGCUCCUUGAAAAAGAAGAAAAGUGCAAGUAGUGUAAGUCCUGGCACUGUCCCUGUGGUGACCCCACCAGUCACAUCGUCUAGUUUAUUAAGAACUGACACCUCCAACAUAUUUUGUAAUAAUUACACAAGCCUCCUGCCACAAAGCACGAGCCUGUCACAGAUAGUCACACCUGAGACAAAAAAGAAACAAAAAACCACCACAAAAAGAUCGGCAACAAAAACGAUAGUUACGGCCAAACCACCUGAACCUGAGCCAGAGAGAAUAGCCGGACAGAUGACCCGUGAAGAACUUGAACGGCAUUUGGAAUCUCGACAGCAUUCAUUCGGGAUUGAAAAAGCCCCAGCCAAAUUACCGAUGGAGAUCUUCAGCAACGAAAACUCGGACCCAGAUAGUGAAAGUGCUCAAGACAUGUCAGGCUUGAUUGGAGACGUCGAUGAUGAUGAUGCUGAACUUGUGAUUGACACACCCCAGUGA